Messenger RNA from Sporothrix schenckii 1099-18, 3795 nucleotides. RefSeq lists its product as uncharacterized. NCBI's taxonomy places the organism in Eukaryota, Fungi, Ascomycota, Sordariomycetes, Ophiostomatales, Ophiostomataceae. The coding region runs from base 1 to 3795 and encodes 1264 amino acids. The transcript is spliced from 4 exons. The record is from RefSeq and is a predicted model, not a curated record.
AUGAGGCUCAUGGACUUCCUGCUGGGCACAACGGCCCUGGCCGGCGCUGCCCAUGCAGCAGACCUGCUCUUCUAUCAGGGCAUGACUUUUGCCGAAUACAGACAAGCACUGGCCCUCAACUACACGGUACAUGUUGCCUCCAAGGCCGAGUGGUACGCCAUGACGACGGCCGACUUUGCCCAGUACAAGGCCAUUGUGGUGCCCGACGCCGACUGCGGCAGCCUCGACCAGAUCCAAUUUCUGAGCGACACCAAGGCGGCCUGGGGCCCCGCCGUUGUGGGCAACGUCAUUGUCAUGGGCACCGACACGACAUACCACGCGUCGACGCGCCCGGGCGCCGUGGCUCUCAUGAACGACGGCAUCCGGUUUGCGGCCAGUGGUGGGACGGAGGACCAGACGACGCAUCGCCCUCACCCGGCGACGGGCCUCUACUUCUCGCUCUCCUGCUACUACGACGACCAGCCGUUUUCGACCGUCGACGCGCUGACGCCCUUGGGCACGUUUGUCGCGCAGGGCCGGCUGAGCUGCUUCGACGAGGCGCGCAUCGUGGCCACGCCGCAGACAUCCGACCGACGAGCGGCGGCCAACCCGGAGGCGGCCAACAGCAACAGCGCGCCGCAGCUGCAGCUCAUCUCGGACGGCAACCUCAGCAACUGGUCCUGCAGUGCCCACGCGCUGAUCCCGCGCUACCCUGCGGGCGGUGCCAAUGGGUUUGUCCCGCUGGCCGUGCUGGAAGAUGCAGCGGCUGCCCCGGGCGCCGUGGGCAUCCACUCGUUUGCCGGGGGUGUCCGCGGCGUGCCGUACAUUGUGGCGCGCGGCGUGACGCCGCUGGGUUGCGGCGAUGGCGUGGUGUCGCGCGGCAGCGGCGAGCAGUGCGACGAGGGCACGGCCCAAAACGAAAUGUGCGGCCAAGCCGGCCGUGUCGGCGUCGGCGUCGGCGUCCCAGUCGGUCCCUCUCAGUGUGCCGAUCGAGACGACCACCACGACCACGACCACGACCACCACGACGGCCGUUUCAAUAGCCACCACGACCACGACGCGGCUGUCUUUCUCACGAAGCGAGAGCGCGUCCAUUCCGCUGUCUACGGCAUCGUUGACGUCCUCGUUUACGUCCUCGUUUACGUCCUCUGUACUGUCAUCGAGCGCGCCGUACGGCAACUCGAGCUCGGCUCCUCCUCCAUCGUCGUCUCUUUCUCUGUCGACGGCUCCUAUGUCGUCGACACUACCGGCGUCCUCGUCGCUUUCCUCCGUUCCUUACAACACGUCGUCAAGUGUCUCCUCCUCGUCGCCUUCGUCGUCGUCGACCCCGUCAACAUCAUUCUCGUCGUCGCCGUCUUCGUCGUUUCUUUCCGCAAACAGCUCCCGCUCCUAUCCCGCGUCGUCCUCCAGCCUGACGCCGAUCUCGUCAACGACGUCGCCGUCCAGCACUUCGACGUCCCGUUCCACCUACAGUUCUGCAGUGUACAACUCGUCAGCGUCCUCUGUCGCGUCCUCGGUUACACCUUCUUCGUCCAGCUACAGUUCAGCGUCUUCAAUUCCUCGACUUCGUCGACUGGUCCCGUUUCGUCCAGCUACAGCUCGACGGUGUACAACUCGACGACGUCGUCAAGCCGUCUUCCACUGUCCUCCAGUUACAGCUCCGCUGUGUACAACGCCUCGACGUCGUCGGCUCCUGUUUCUCCGUCCCGCAGCUCGGCCAGCUACACCUCGUCGACCGGUCCUGCUUCUUCUAGGUACAGCUCAGCCGUGUACAAUUCGUCUGCCUCGUUGACCUCGCAUUUCACAUAUUCCAGCCACAGCUCCUACAGCUCAGCCAUCUACAAUUCGUCAACAUCAUCGGCGGGCGUCGUCUCUUCCAGUUACAGCUCCGCUGUCUACAACACGUCGACAUCGUCGUCCGCCCCAACCGUCUCGUCGAGCUACAGCUCUGCCGUUUACAAUUCCUCCACAUCGAUAUCCUCGGUUGUCCCCACGUCCUCCAGCUAUAGCUCUGUCAUAACCAACACGUCAACUUCGUUGGCUUCUCCCACAACCUCCAGUUAUAGCUCGGCGGUCUACAAUUCCUCCUCUUCGUCCGUGCAUGUGCCUUCGUCAAGCUAUUCAUCGGGAUACAACACAUCGACGUCCUCAGUGUCGCCUGUUUCGUCUAGCUCUAUUUCUAGCUUCACUUCUACAUCGGUGGCUUCGUCAAGCAUUUCCAACAGUUACAAUACCUCGACGUACUCGUCCCCGCACAGCUCGACCUCAUCGUCUUCCUCCGUUGCACCGUCAAGCUCCUUCUCGUCUGUCUACAACUCAUCGACCUACUCGGUCUCGCCCGUGUCGUCCACCUCCGCCUCGAGCUACAGCCUGAAUAGCACGUCGUUGUCGACACUGUCCUCGUCGUCGAGCUUCCCGUCAUCUUCUAGCCUAAACAACUCCAGCUCGUCAGUUCCCUACUCGUCGAACAUCUACUCGUCGAGUGCAUUGCCCUCGUCCAGCCUAAACAGCUCAACAACUAGGUCGUCCCUGUCGACGCGGUCCAGCAUCUCUUCGGUGACCUCCGUCUCCAGCACGGCAUCAAGCAACCUAUCAACAACCUACAGCAAUAGUGCUACCACUGCUCCUCCUUCAUCGUUGUCGUCGCGUGAGCCCUCAUCCUCACCCAUUACCUCCUCCUCGUCGACAACAACAGACCGCUGCGGCCAGUACAUUGGCGUCGAAAUUGUCGUUAUCAUUGACAUUGUCGAGAUCUGCCCCAGAGGCUCGACCUACACAAUCACGUCCACCACCACCAUAGAAACGGUCACCAAAUCCAUCUGCAACACCACAGCAUCCUCGGUGUCGACCAUCAACUGCUAUGGCUGCCAGCCUAGCAACUCUACUCGUCCCGGCAAGCCGGGCGUACCCGGCGCACCUGGCGUCCCCAAUGUGCCUGAUGUGCCGGGCUACCAAAACCCGCCGUCCGUCGAGACAACAUUGACCACGACGUCGACGUCGUCCAUGACACGCGUCCUGAAUACCGCUGCUGUAGCGACCGAUGGAGUCCGCCGCACUUCACCCAAGCACCCCGAGGGCUACAUGGUCCGUGUCCUGGGUACGUACUUUGGGCGCUCUGUCAACCAGAACGGCGAGCGUACCUCGAAUACGGCGCAGGAAGAGGAGGAAGCGGAGGAAAAUGCAGGGACGGAGGGGCACAGCCACGAAAAUACGAGGCCAGCAGUGUCGGUCACGCCCGUGCUUCCCACCCACCACACUACGGUCACCCGCGCCUCGCAGCACCUCGAGACUCUGCCGGCGUCGAUUGCCAUCCAGAAGCGCGAGGGCAGUGGCGAUGGCGGCAACGGGGGCAGGGACCCAGGGGACGCUCUGAGAGACACUGCCUCUGAGACUCCGGGUGCUCUUCGCGUUGGUUUUGAGGACGACGCCAAGAGAGCGUUGGGAACGACUGCGGAGCGGAGCGAAAAGGUGUCGGACCUGGACUCUGCUCUGUCGGCUGCUGCUUCUCCUGUUGUUCCUGUUGUUCCUGCGGUUCCUGCGGUUCCUGCUGCUCCCGCCCUCCCCAACAAAAAGCGCAGUGCCGAGCCGAAUGUCGACAACCAGGAAACGCUGGUCGCAGACGGCAAGGGCGAGAACCCGGCCAAUUUGCCCCGUCCGCCGUCCUCGCUACCAGCUAGUUUUGCCAAUUUUGAGCUAACAAGUGCAGCCCAUAGCAGCGGCACCAGCCGCAGCCGUGGCAGCUUCAUCGGCGCAACCUCCAAGGCAGCCCUACGCGCAGCUGCCUUGGUCUGUGUUGCUGCUGUGGCUGUUAUUUAA